Messenger RNA from Seriola dumerili (greater amberjack), 1554 nucleotides. It is a transcript of the gene aipl1, whose product is annotated as aryl hydrocarbon receptor interacting protein like 1. The transcript is spliced from 6 exons. NCBI's taxonomy places the organism in Eukaryota, Metazoa, Chordata, Actinopteri, Carangiformes, Carangidae. Bases 75 to 1067 code for a protein of 330 amino acids. The record is from RefSeq and is a predicted model, not a curated record. Gene Ontology annotation, molecular function: peptidyl-prolyl cis-trans isomerase activity; protein binding.
UGUUGUAUGAUACACGCAGAUAUAUGACCGUAUAUGCAUGGUAAUCAGGUGAGCCGUAACAAUAAACCAAAAAGAUGUCGGAUAUGCAGGAUACAAUGCUGCUGGGAUCAGAGGGAAUCAAGAAAACGAUCCUGCACGGAGGAACCGGAGAAAUCCCAAAAUUCAUCACAGGAGCGAAGGUGACGUUCCACUUCCGCACCCAGCUGUGUGAUGAUGAACGCACAGUGAUAGAUGACAGCAAAGUGGUGGGGACACCCAUGGAGAUUGUUAUCGGCAACAUGUUUAAACUGGACAUCUGGGAGACCCUGUUGUCCUCCAUGAGGAUCGGUGAGGUGGCUGAGUUCUGGUGUGACACCACUCACACUGGCGUUUACCCACUUGUGUCCAAGAGUAUGCGACGCAUCGCAGAAGGUAAAGACCCAGUCGAUUGGCACGUCCACACUUGUGGUAUGGCCAACAUGUUUGCCUACCACAGCCUCGGCUACGACGACCUGGAUGAGCUGAUGAAAGAGCCAAAACCUCUCUACUUUGUCCUCGAGCUGCUCAAGGUGCAGCAGCCCAGUGAGUACAACAGGGAGUCGUGGGCUCUGAAUGAUGAAGAGAGGCUGAAGGCUGUCCCUGUGCUGCAUGGCCAGGGGAACAAGCUCUACAAACAAGGACGCUACCAGGAGGCCACGCAAAAGUACAAGGAGGCCGUCAUCUGCAUCAAAAAUGUUCAGACUAAGGAGAAGGCAUGGGAUGUCCCCUGGAUGAAGCUGGAGAAGAUGGCCAACACCUUAACCCUCAACUACUGCCAGUGUCUACUACGCAUGGAAGAGUACUACGAGGUCAUCGAGCACACCAGCGACAUCAUCAACCAGCACCCAGGUGUAGUGAAGGCCUUUUACCUGCGAGGGAAGGCCCACAUGGAGGUGUGGAACGAGGCGGAGGCUCGGCAGGACUUCAGCAGGGUGCUGGACCUGGACCCUGGCAUGAAGAAGGCUGUCAAGAAGGAUCUGGCUGUGCUUAACAUGCGCAUGGAAGAGAAGAACCAGGAGGACAGGGACAAGUACAAGGGCAUGUUUUGACCAGGAGAGACUGCGGCUAAUGCUGGAGAAGAGUGAUGUUGUUAAAUCACUACUCUCCAUGCUUAAUUUUACCAUUAACCACCAUUAAAAUGACAAAACAAUCCUGCUUUAAUAAAUCAGGAAGUUAUAUAAACCCCGCCCUUACAGCCUAUCUUUCCUUUUUCCUUCAAACCAUGACUGAGACAAUUUAUAUAAAUUAAAUUAAGGACAUUUCACUCUUAUAAUCUUAUACAAUGUGAACCUCAAAAGCUCAUUACUUAACACAAUAUAUGUUAUUUGUCUAAUCCAGGGGAAGUGGUGUUGUAGUAUCCCUCUUAUCUAACUCUCAAGGGGAAAAGCUAAUUAUUCCUUUAAUACUACAAUUAUGAUUUGUAAUAUUGUUUUGGAAUAUUUCACGUUAAUGUGUAUGAAAAACUCAUCCAACCAUUCAUCUGUCCAUCCCUGAAUGAUUGCCAGUAACAAAUUGUUGGAACGACUUUGUAUAAAU